AUGAACACCGAAGAUCCAUCACAACAACUUGAUAUACCUCUGCAUGUCAAGUACAUUAAGUCUUUGGGCGAAAGUAAAGAUGAUCUCAUGUAUCAUCUAACAGCUCAUCUGCGCAUGAAUGCCAUUUAUUGGGGCCUGACUGCGCUCUGCAUUAUGAAACACAAGGAAGCUCUUGCUCGCGAAGAGAUGGUUGAGUUUGUCAUGAGCUGCUGGGACGAUGAAGCUGGAGCAUUUGGGGCACAUCCGGACCAUGACGCGCACUUACUGUCGACGUUGAGUGCUAUACAAAUACUGACCACACAGGAUGCCUUGGACAGGAUUGAUAUUCCUAGAGUUGUAAAGUUUAUUCUAUCCCUCCAGCAGCCCUCUGGUGUAUUUGCAGGGGACUCGUUCGGCGAGAUCGAUACGCGGUUUUCGUAUUGUGCCGUCAAUGCACUGUCUCUCUUAGGACAUCUACAUGAGCUCGACGUUGAGAAGACAGUAGAUUAUAUCCGACGCUGCAAGAAUUUUGACGGCGGCUUUGGUGCGUGUGUCGGUGCCGAAAGUCAUGCGGCACAAGCAGCACUCGCGAUUUUAGACAAAUUAGAUGAGAUUGACCAUGAAACGCUUGCGUGGUGGCUUGCAGAGAGACAAUUACCAAAUGGGGGUCUUAACGGGCGGCCGGAGAAAUUAGAAGAUGUAUGCUACAGUUUUUGGGUGCUGUCGUCCCUGUCAAUCUUAAAAAAGGUCUCAUGGAUUGAUCCGGAAAAGCUCACUGCAUUCAUCCUAUCUGCUCAGGAUCCUGACAACGGUGGCAUCGCAGAUCGCCCAGGCGAUCAACCGGAUGUCUUCCACACUCAUUUUGGCGUUGCAGGCAAGUGA
Fibroporia radiculosa is the source of this 861-nucleotide messenger RNA. RefSeq lists its product as uncharacterized. Gene Ontology annotation, cellular component: Rab-protein geranylgeranyltransferase complex. The transcript has 7 exons. Gene Ontology annotation, biological process: protein geranylgeranylation. Bases 1 to 861 code for a protein of 286 amino acids. Gene Ontology annotation, molecular function: Rab geranylgeranyltransferase activity. The record is from RefSeq and is a predicted model, not a curated record. NCBI's taxonomy places the organism in Eukaryota, Fungi, Basidiomycota, Agaricomycetes, Polyporales, Fibroporiaceae.